Molecule: messenger RNA, 435 nt
Organism: Rotaria socialis
Lineage: Eukaryota; Metazoa; Rotifera; Eurotatoria; Philodinida; Philodinidae
Source: the annotation of a GenBank genome assembly
AUGAUGCAACAGAAGAAUACUGAAGCAAUCGCUGUUCAGCAGAUGGACGAAUCAGAGUUGACUGCAACAGAUAGAUCAGUAACCAUUGACAAAGCAAGUCGUUUAAGUUCGCCAAUAGCUCCAAUUGUUGGUUUUUGCUGUCUAGGUUUUGUCUUACUUUUGAUUGUUUCAAUUAUUGUAUUGUCGCUAUUGCCGGUUUACCUAACUUCACGCGAUGUUACUGUUGCGACAAAGUCAGAAACUUACACUUUUGAUUUGGCGCUAAGUAAUGGAGCAACACUUAGUGUUGGUGAAAGUAAUGCUGAGCAAAGGGCAGUUUUACAGACUGUGUUACAAAAUCAAUUGAAUAGUGAUUCCACAACUAAAAGCAGCAAAAUUACUGUCGUCAGUGCUACUGGGAUUGCCAGUGCUAAACGAGUAACUAAACAUGUUUGA